Molecule: messenger RNA, 1196 nt
Organism: Callithrix jacchus (white-tufted-ear marmoset)
Lineage: Eukaryota; Metazoa; Chordata; Mammalia; Primates; Cebidae
Gene: SPAG7
Product: sperm associated antigen 7
Molecular function (GO): nucleic acid binding
Source: RefSeq, a predicted model, not a curated record
ACCUUUUUCUCAUCUGCAGCCUUAAAUUCCCGAGCUGUCCGGGCGGAUCAUGGUGUUGAUUGGAGGAGGGAUGAGAAAGCCCGCCGGGUCCGAUUGGCCACUGUCUCCGCCUGCGUUCUCUGAGUAGCUUCCUUGCGUUUCUCUAUGCUAUGCUGGGUGUCCGAGCCAAAGCAAAGGAGCUUGGAGCCGAGGGGAAGAAGUAACUCUGGAAGAAGUAACUCUGACUCAUGGUGAUCUCAACGUUUGCAAGAGGAAGAAAAGCAUACCAAGCAGAGGAACAACAUGUGUAAAGAACAGGCUGCCCGCCUGAAGAAACUACAAGAGCAAGACAAACAACAGAAAGUGGAGUUUCGUAAAAGGAUGGAGAAGGAGGUAUCAGAUUUCAUUCAAGACAGUGGGCAGGUCAAGAAAAAGUUUCAGCCAAUGAACAAGAUAGAGAGGAGCAUACUACAUGAUGUGGUGGAAGUGGCUGGCCUGACAUCCUUCUCCUUUGGGGAAGAUGAUGACUGUCGCUAUGUCAUGAUCUUCAAAAAGGAGUUUGCACCCUCAGAUGAAGAGCUAGACUCCUACCGUCGUGGGGAGGAAUGGGACCCCCACAAGGCCGAGGAGAAGCGGAAGCUGAAGGAGCUGGCCCAGAGGCAGGAGGAGGAGGCAGCCCAGCAGGGACCUGUGGUGGUGAGCCCUGCCAGUGACUACAAGGACAAGUAUAGCCACCUCAUUGGCAAGGGAGCAGCCAAAGAUGCAGCCCACAUGCUACAGGCUAAUAAGACCUACGGCUGUGUGCCUGUGGCCAACAAGAGGGACACCCGCUCCAUUGAAGAGGCCAUGAAUGAGAUCAGAGCAAAGAAGCGUCUGCGGCAGAGUGGGGAAGAGUUGCCACCAACGUCCUAAGCACCCCGCCCAGCUCCCUUUGACCCCUGGGGCAGGGCAGGGGACAGGGAGGGACAAGGCUGCUGCUAUUAGAACCCAUCCUGUAGCCCCACCUCUGAACCGCCUCCUACCAGCUGUCCCUCAGGCUGGGAGAAAACAGGUGUUUUAUUUGUCACUGUUGGAGCUUGGAUGUGUGUGGGGUGUGUGUGCGUGUGUGAGUGUGAAUGCACAAGUGGGUAUUUAAUCUGUAUUAUUCCCCAUUCUUGGAAUUUUCUUCCCCAUGGGGCUGGGGUUACUUUACAUUCAAUAAAUACUCUUUAACUCAA